AUGACAAAUUCAAAAACUCACCAGAAAAAAAUUCUUUUUUAUUACUACGUUAUGAAAUUAAAAACAUCAGGCGAUAUUUGCGAAAUUGUUCCCUCUUUCCUCUACCUUUCGUCAAACCAAUCAUCUAAAAAUUUUGAAUCCCUUCAACACUACAAAAUAACUCACAUUGUCAAUGUAGCUGGCAAACAGCAUGUUCCCUCACAAUUUAUCUAUUUACGUAGCCACUUUCCAGACAGCAGUGAUGCACCAUUUCUAAAACAUCUUCCAGCCAUAUUGGAGUUUAUCGAGAGCACAGAAAAAUUGGGCGGAAAAGUGCUUGUGCAAUGUUCUGGUGGAGUGAGCAGAUCGCCUGCAGUAGUUGCCGCAUGGUUGAUAAAGAAGAACGGGAUGCAAGUUGAUGAAGCGAUUGAAUUUAUAAAGGAAAGAAGACCGGGCAUUAAUAUCAAUAAGGGAUUUCUGGAACAGUUAAAUAUAUUUAGACAAACAACACUGGAUAUUUCAAAAUUCAAAGAAGUAGAUGAUAAUAAUGAGGAGGAUGCAGAAUAUCUUCCAUACAUUCUAAAAGCUAUAAAACAAUAG
Molecule: messenger RNA, 579 nt
Organism: Entrophospora sp. SA101
Lineage: Eukaryota; Fungi; Glomeromycota; Glomeromycetes; Entrophosporales; Entrophosporaceae
Source: the annotation of a GenBank genome assembly